Messenger RNA from Lynx canadensis (Canada lynx), 3240 nucleotides. RefSeq names its product nuclear receptor subfamily 5 group A member 2 (gene NR5A2). The record is from RefSeq and is a predicted model, not a curated record. Gene Ontology annotation, biological process: hormone-mediated signaling pathway; tissue development; regulation of transcription by RNA polymerase II. The transcript has 7 exons. The coding region runs from base 233 to 1720 and encodes 495 amino acids. Gene Ontology annotation, molecular function: zinc ion binding; nuclear receptor activity; RNA polymerase II cis-regulatory region sequence-specific DNA binding. Gene Ontology annotation, cellular component: RNA polymerase II transcription regulator complex. NCBI's taxonomy places the organism in Eukaryota, Metazoa, Chordata, Mammalia, Carnivora, Felidae.
UUACAGCAGGCAACUAAUGCUGGAAAAAGUACAGAGUCCAGGGAAAGACUUGCUUGUAACUUUCUGAAUUCUUGGAUUUUUUUUUUUUUUUUUUUUUUGCUAUUUUUUUUUAACUUUCACUAAGGGUUACUGUAGUCUGAUGUGUCCUCCUCAAGGCUACAAAAGCUAUACUUUUUCUUAUGCUCAAUGAUUUCUGCUUUAAACCAAAGGACCACCUGUAAUUUUACUAAGAAUGUCUUCUAAUUUGGAUACUGGAAAUUUACAGGAUUCUCUAAAGCACGGACUUACACCUGUUGUGUCUCAGUUUAAAAUGGUGAAUUACUCUUAUGAUGAAGAUCUUGAAGAACUCUGUCCGGUGUGUGGAGACAAAGUGUCUGGAUACCAUUAUGGGCUCCUCACCUGUGAAAGCUGCAAGGGGUUUUUUAAGCGAACAGUCCAAAAUAACAAAAGGUACACAUGUAUAGAAAACCAGAACUGCCAAAUUGAUAAAACACAGAGAAAGCGUUGUCCUUACUGUCGAUUUCAAAAAUGUCUAAGUGUUGGAAUGAAGCUAGAAGCGGUAAGGGCUGACCGAAUGCGCGGGGGAAGGAAUAAAUUUGGGCCAAUGUACAAGAGAGACAGGGCCCUAAAGCAACAGAAAAAAGCCCUCAUCCGAGCCAAUGGACUUAAGCUAGAAGCCAUGUCUCAGGUGAUCCAAGCAAUGCCCUCUGAGCUCACCAUCUCUUCUGCAAUUCAGAACAUCCAUUCUGCCUCCAAAGGCCUACCUCUGAACCACGCUGCCUUGCCUCCCACAGACUAUGACAGAAGUCCCUUUGUAACCUCCCCCAUUAGCAUGACAAUGCCACCUCAUGGCAGCCUGCAAGGUUACCAAACAUACAGUCACUUUCCUAGCCGGGCCAUCAAGUCUGAGUAUCCAGACCCCUACACCAGCUCACCGGAGUCGAUCAUGGGCUAUUCCUAUAUGGACAGUUACCAGACAAGCUCCCCGGCAAGCAUCCCACAUCUGAUACUGGAACUUCUGAAGUGUGAGCCAGAUGAGCCUCAAGUCCAGGCCAAAAUCAUGGCCUAUUUGCAGCAAGAGCAAGCUAAUCGAAGCAAGCAUGAAAAGCUGAGCACGUUUGGGCUUAUGUGCAAAAUGGCUGAUCAAACCCUCUUCUCCAUUGUUGAGUGGGCCAGGAGUAGUAUCUUCUUCAGAGAACUUAAGGUUGAUGACCAAAUGAAACUGCUUCAGAAUUGCUGGAGUGAGCUCUUAAUUCUCGACCACAUUUACCGACAAGUGGUACACGGAAAGGAAGGAUCAAUCUUCCUGGUUACUGGGCAACAAGUGGACUAUUCCAUAAUAGCAUCACAAGCCGGGGCCACCCUCAACAAUCUCAUGAGUCACGCACAGGAGUUAGUGGCAAAGCUUCGCUCUCUACAGUUCGAUCAACGAGAGUUUGUGUGUCUGAAAUUCUUGGUGCUCUUUAGUUUAGAUGUCAAAAACCUUGAGAACUUCCAGCUGGUAGAAGGUGUCCAGGAACAAGUCAAUGCCGCCCUGCUGGACUAUACAAUGUGCAACUACCCGCAGCAAACAGAGAAAUUUGGGCAGCUACUUCUUCGACUACCCGAAAUCCGGGCCAUCAGUAUGCAGGCUGAAGAAUACCUCUACUAUAAGCACCUGAAUGGGGAUGUCCCCUAUAAUAACCUCCUCAUUGAAAUGUUGCAUGCAAAAAGAGCUUAGGUUACAACCCUGAGAAGCUCUGCUUUCAAAACAAAAAGAGAUUGGUGGGGGGAAAAGAAGAACAGAAGUAAAAAAAAAAAAAAAAAAAAAAAAAAUACUCUGAACUGCUCCAAGCAACACUAAUUAAAAACUUGGUUUAAAGAUAUUGAAUUUAAAAAGGCAUAAUAAUCAAAUACUUAAUAGCAAAUAAAUGAUGUAUCAGGGUAUUUGUAUUGCAAACUGUGAAUCAAAGGCUUCACAUCCCCAAAGGAUUCCAUGUAAAAGACAUUAUAAUGGAGUGAAUUGAACUCACGGAUGGAUACCAACACCAUAUCAGAAUAAAAACGGACAGAACAAUUCUUGUAUAUUUAAACUGAUCUCCGCUGUGAAGAAAUUGAGGAACUGAUCUGUGUUGUUAAUUAGGCUUAUACAGCAGGGGAUUUGAGCUUACAGAAUUCCUCCAUGCUAAAGCUGAACUAAAACAACUCAAAAACCCAUCAGCUACACCUGUAAUAGCCCUUCCCUCUUCCUUCAAGGACCCAGCACCUUCUAUCCUGUGAUCACGGAAUCUGUCCUUACGGACUUGUGCUCAGCCACACCCACUCAUAGCUCCACCAAAUCAUGAAAAGCAUAAUUUUGAAUGUCUGUGUCUUAGACCUGCAAACAGCUAAUAAGAACAGUCUAUUAAUAUGUUAGCUUGCCAUUUUAAAUAUGUUCGGGUUUGUUUUGUCAUGUGUUCAUAAUGUUAAAAAAAAAAAAAAGAAGCAGGCAGUAUCCCUCUUCUGAUCUUAUAUAAGCAUUAAUAUUAAGGGAAAGGACUACAAACUUUUAAAGCAAAUGCUCCAUAGCUAAAGCAAGCUAGCCCUUAUUUCUGCUACUGUUACUGAACCGUGGCUUUGGCGUUGUUGGAUUUCGUAACAAUUUCUCACCAAAAGGCUUCUUAGGGUACAUCCGUCUUUUUAACCAUCAAAGUUUGUAGUUCAUUUAAAAAUAAAACCUGAAGCGUAUUUUGCUGGGAUGUCAAAUAGUCACAGUGCUAAGUAGUUUAAAAUAAAACCGAAGCAUGUUAAGCUAUGCAAAAAGAAAGAAAAGGGUUGGCUAAUAAAUGGCCUCAAGUCUCGUGCUUGUUGCAAUUGAACAUCCCCUAAACAUAGAAUGGAAACAGUAAUUUUUACAUGUGGAUGGAAAAGAUGAUAAAGUAAUUCAAAAUCUUCCCCGAAAGGGAGAGGAAGAGGGUGAUGCUGAUCUUUCAAAGUCAUAGACCAAAGUCUGCUCUAGAACAAAUAUUGAAGUACAAAGAAUUGCAAAACAAUAUCUCCCAACAACAAUAGCAGUAUUAUUAACGUGUGAUGCCACAGGUAUGGAAGUCUUGCCUUAUUUCACAAUUCCGAGAGGUAGCUGUGCAGACGUGGAUCAACAUUUGUUUAAAAUAAAGUAUUAAUACUUUAAAGUCAAAUAAAAGAUAGUGUUUACAUUCUUUAGGUCCUGUGGGGGGAGGGGAGGGAACUAUGAUAUCACAAAAUAGCUAAAGCAGUAAUUUC